UCUUGAAAAAACGAGAAAAAGACAAUAAAUCUAAAAGUAUAAAGUUCAUGCAUAAUCUACAUCGUAAAGGGGUAAACCAUCGGAAAAACUAAUUUUUCGGAAAAAGAUUUCAAAAUUUACCCUCUAGAAAUUAGCUAUGAUACCAUGUUAACCAACAAUCGACUGAAAAUGGUCUAAAGCAUUGCACAUGUGACAGGUUAGCCUUGAACUUAGGCCUCAAUACACCUACGGUCGAAGCUAGGUAUCUCCUAUCAAUUAAAUAAAGGAAUACUUGACCAAUGAAAUCGGAGACAUGCAGUCCCAUCAAGUACUCGUUAAGGUCACUGUCCCCUAAAAUACAAAACACUUAAAGGCACUGCAAAUUUAUCACUCCCUCUAAGCCUGCUACUCUAUGUUUCUCGUGUUUUAAUUUUCUGAUUAACUUGUAUGCUUUUAUUGCCAAAUUGCUUUUAACUCGUUUUUAUUGUAUAUAUUCGUUCGUUUUAAUUUCAGUUGAAAAAGCUUAUUGGAUCAUUAGUAAGUCAUUAGUAAUUUGUUCCAGAGGAAAAACGCUCCUGCAUCAAUGCAGUUUGUACUACAUCUCCUGACUUAAAUCUUGAAUAGAAUACCAAUAGCUAGAGUAGUUCACUGCUACUAGAAUAACAAUUGAAAUGUUAGGAUGUGCAUAAAAAAGGACAGCAAUCUAAAGAAAAUACGAACAUAAUUAGAAUUCAACAUUCAAAGAAGAUGAAUGAAGAAUCGACCAACUAAUCCAAGAAUAAUAUUCUGGGAUGCAAUGGAUACAAUUUGAGUAGAAAACAUGCUGAAGCAGACAAAAAACAAGAGUAACUGGACAGAGCAUCCAUAAGUAGAAUAUGGUGCUCUGAAAUGGUGAAAACGAAUCCUUGGUGUCCUUAUCUACCACUUUUGUGCAGCAGAAUGAACUGUCAUUCUAAUUUCUUUUGAGUAAAGAAAGGCCAAUUUUCAUUUAGACCGGCCUGCCCGCGCGACUUCGGCUAAGCGAUGCAAAGAAUCAGUAAAUCAACAGACACAGUCAGUGGUUCAUUAGUUUGAUUCGAUUUGCAGAAUAAGAGGAAUUUAAACUUUCCGAAUGUUCAUAAUCGCGUUGGAAUGCUUCCUUGUUUUUCACCAAUCGGCACCCGUCACCAAACUAAACGCGCUUUUCUAACUCUCACGUUUUUACUAUGAGAAGUAUCGGACCAAAAGUACUUUUUUAUGCUACAUUUCCGCGUUACCAUCAAAUUCUGCAGUACCAAACACUUGCUUAUUUGAAAAACAAAAAAAUAUUAACGUAUGACUUCAUUGUAUCGAAGAUUCAUAGUGAAUGGAAUCUAAAACAUUUGUGGUCACCUUAAGAAAAAAUCCGUUGUCUUCAUUUCAUAGAUAAGGCUGAAAAAGGUCCGCCACACAAUGUUGCUUGUUGGAUAAAUUUUUAAUUAUAUUUUUAUCAAAAUCAUAUUGCUAAUAUUUAUAUCAAGUUUAAUUACUACUGUGUCAAGAGAAGAUUGAAUUAUAAUUGAUGAAUGAAACUAAAUAAGAGGAUUGUUUGUUUUUUUAUUGAUUCGCUUUGAUUGUUACUUAUCAUUAGCCGACCAUGGCAGUCUUGCGAUUUGCUACAUCGUGUAUUUCUCGUGCCUGUGUCACAGGUUAAAGACCUGUUUUUCGGGUCCAUUUUUGCCAUUGAGGGCUUGCAAAGUACGACAAAUGGUACGACAUGGUACGACAAAUUCAGUUAAAGAAACGUGUUAACUCUAGCUUGAGUCAUCUUCUGUAUGAUAUAAUAAAAGAUGAAUAUGAAAGGUGAAUAUAUUAUAAGUAGGAAAGAACUAAACAACGAGGGUCAUUACUAUUUAAUGUGAUCUAACAGCACGCUGGAGAAACAAUUAGGACGCGAAGGAAGACAGAGAAGUGAUAAACAACCUUAGGAAGGUAAACCAGAACAAAGGCAGAACAAAGGAAUGAAAGGAGGAGAGACAUAAUUGAUGAACGGAGAAAAAUUGAUUCAAAUUAAUGGGAAAUUUAUGAUUUAUGACGAGACAACCAUUUUACCGAAACCAUUGGUAUUAUUGAAUAAACAAUCCCAUAAUGACGUCAAUAAAUCUAUGACCUUUCAAGGUUGGGACCAUUGGUGAAUUUCUUGUGUUCGGUCGGUUGAAACAGGCCAGGUGGAAAACUGGAGAUCGAGAAGGUCGAUGGGAAAGGAUCGCCAUGACUGCCAUAUCGUCUAAACUGAGGAUUUCAACGCAACCGGAUGGUGUCGUUCCAAGCACACUGCUGAAAAGCACAUGAGCACAUUUAAAGAACAUUUCAAGGAAUUUCGAAGCUCAAAUGUUGGUAUAAUGACGACGAAUCCAAGGCUACUUCUAUUUUUAGAAACGAUAUGCUGUUGCCUGCUGUGGUAUUUACUGCUGUUCCAUGUUUUUCCAUUGACAUGGUACCUUUUCCUUCUAUACUAUAUCUGCAAAUCAUCCGAGAAGCUCUUUUAUAAAGCGAAGUAUGAUGCAUUACCUCUUGGGAAUGUCGAUGCGUUGUGGUUACGGGACAAGCCGACUAACCGCAUCGUAAUAAACGCACUUUUGACCGUUCAAGGCGACAUUGACUUGUCUCAGUUUAAAAACACACUUAUAAAGAAGCUACGGCUAGAAGACGAAAGUGAAGAUAACCCAUUCUCAAAGGCAAAGAAACGAAUACUCAAAGGCUUUUUCCAUUGCUACUGGGUGGAGAACACAACAUUUGCCAUUUCAGACCACGUCAAACUAUGGCUACAGCUAGUGCAUUCAGAGAAGGAACUGCGAGAGCUUGUGUCCAAGCUUUGUACGCGGGAGAUGGACAUGACCAAAUCCCCAUGGGAGUACAACCUUAUAUCUUUUCUGGAUAAAGACAAGAUUUUUAAAACAGCAUUGCUUGUGCGGCUUCAUCAUUGCCUUGCUGACGGGAUCAGUUUAGCGAAUUUUCUAAUCAACGAGCUGUCCGAUUCAGUUGUGGAAACGACUCCGUUGAAGAAAUUCUCCGAAAGAAACAGGUUGCUAUUGAAUAUCAAAGGCUUGUUUUGGGGUCCGUAUUUCAUGAUAAACAUGAUGACGGCAGCACGCGAUGAGUCGAUUUUGCAUGGAGGGGAACUUACAGGCACAAAAGCAGUCACAUGGUCAGAAGCGAUUGAUCUUGAUAUCGUUAAAGACAUAAAAAACAAAGCCCUGUGUACAGUAAACGAUGUUCUAGUCAGCGCUCUAAGCGGAACGCUUGUAGAUUUUUUCCGCAAACAGGACCUUGUACCAACUGCAAAUGUAAAAGUUUCCAUACCAAUCGACUUACGGGCCAACAUGGGAGACGCAGCUCUUAAGUUCCAAAAUAAGCUGACUGUUAUAAUUUUCGAGUUACCGAUAAAACUGCACCAUCCAUUGCUCCAACUAAACGAGACAAAAAUCAGAACCAAAGAGAUUAAAACUUCAGGAGAACCUUUCUUCAUGGGAAUCGCCCUAGAGGUUAUGACGUCAAUCAUGCCAAGCAAAUUUCUUGAUCCACUCAACAGGUUUCUUUGCCAAAAGACAACAGCUAUUUUAUCUAACGUUCCUGGCCCACAAAAUCCGAUAACUAUAUGUGGCCGCCCCUUAGACAUGCUUACUUUUUGGGCGCCACCACGUGACAACAUUGGAAUCUCAUUCUCAUUUGGAACAUAUGCAAACCAGCUCAUUUUUGGUGUACAAAGUGAUACAGGCUUAUUAAAAGACCCUGAUGAAAUUUGUCAACUAUUCCAUGGAAAUUUGCUAGCAUUGCAAAAGAGCAUGGACGAUGUUAAUGCGAAUGUUGAUAAUAUGGUAACUGUGAACAUAAAUGCACAGUGAGUAUGAAAUUGUCCUUAGAAAUGAAAGGAAAAGCUGUAUGUCACCCGACAAGAUAUAAAGAAAUAGGGUGCAGUAAUUAGAUCUAAAACUCUUAUGUACUAUAAAUUUGAAAUGACCGCAGACACCAAUUUGAACACACAAAGAAACUUUAUUUCUCGUUGAAAAAUGACUAUUACUAAACCAAUAAUUCAGCAUAUUUUUAAUUAGGAUAUAUGAAUCAAGAUGGCAGAAAAAAACCUUUUCACCUUUUGAUCCAUUCUAUGGCCAGUAAACAUAAAAAAGGUUCAAAUAUGCGACAAUAACAUUUUGACAGCAACUAAGGUUUUAUAUAUUUGAUUCUCACCUUGGUAGACGAUUUUCCUCCAGGCGGUCUCCUUCUUUCUGUAAAAGAAUCAAUAUUUAAUAUAUAUAUAUUAUCAGUUUUAUAAGAAUUUUGAUUUAAAAUGCCACACAAUAUGUUUAAAUCUCUCAACAUUGAUACAUGACCUGUCAAUUUAAUACGUUUAAAGGAAUCAACACCACUUGACAACUUUGCAACUUCAACAGUGAUUUGACAGGCGAUGCUUUGCACUAGAUGAAUUUGUAGUUUUACUUGACAAUAGUACUGAUAAAUACCGUGAAAUUUUUGCAUGUAAAUAUUAUCUGAAAUGUAGAUUAAAAAACCCUGUAAACCAAUCAAUAAUUUUCGCGAAUGAAAACAAGAUAUGUAUCAUAUGCACACAGUUAAAAUGUCGUCCUAUGAUAAUUUCGCCUUUAAUUUUUGUAAAUAUUUAACUACGUUUUCUCCCGCCUUUCAGAUAGAUUGAUUCAUCCAUUUUAGAUUUUGAAAAAUCGCAUAAUAAGAAUAGGUAGCAUUGGCAGUUGUUUUAUACCUUUUCAUAAAUUUUUUUAUGUGUAUGUUCUUCGAUAGCAUAUAAACAUGAACGAAAAAUCUUGUUUACUCUUGGUAAUAAAUCGCUAACUUCUAAAACUAGCUACAGCUUUAACAACAUCACUCAGACAAUGCUCAACGGUUUCCAAGCACCGGUCAUGUUUUUCAACCAAAACGAAUAUCUUGCACAUAAAAUUAUCUGAAUCAUAAAAAUGUCAUACAGUGGUUGAAAUUAUUAGGAAAGGACGAGACCUAUAACCCUAGGUCAAUAUUUCCAAUUAUUUGAACAUAUUCUGAAAGUUCAAUGUCAAUUUUCAUAUAAGAUUACAUAUAACCUUCAAAUUAUCAGGUCCUCACUGUUAGCUAUUGUCAGUACAAGGGAAAAUGCAAAGAUAGUAAAAAAUCCAGACACCUUGCUCUGUUGAAUACUGUGCGAUGUGUGCGAAUCAUUCCCAAAGCGAUACUUCACCAUCCCAAGAACAGGAAGCUAAAACAUUUAUCAAUGAUGGAUGGAAGGCAACAUCCAUGCAUGCAGUUGAGUAGGCCGGCAGCACCGCGAGGGGGCGUGAUGUGGCAUAAUUGUAAAUAUGAAUUUGUCCUUCUCUGUCACCGCUUGCAACAUAUCCACCAUCUUGGUUGAUCGAGAACCCUAUAUUGAAUCCACCAGUCUACAACAAUAACAAUGAAAGCUUUUCUUUAAUCCAAAACUUCAUCAUGAAGCCUUGGUAAAGGCAGUUACAAAAUAACUCUUGUCCUCUUAAAAUAUUCACACAUUAUUCGGUAAACUGGUACCCAGUGUUGGAAUUAAAUUCCCUCUUUUAAAUAUAUUUCGAGCAAAAAUUCGUAAGAAGAAAGAAGAGACAUAAAAAACAUUCAAAUAAAAUGGCUACAAACUUUGACAAAGGAGCUAAUUUUGGAAACAGAGAUCCUGACUUAUCGAGCCUAUUUUAAUCCAACCAAAUAGAAAAUUUCCUAUCUUUCUUCUAACUUGAGUGGCACCAAAAAAACGACAGAACCAAAAGACAUUGCAAUACUGGAAGGAUACUCAAAUCAAGAUUGUUAACAUGCUUGUUAAGAAAAACAUUACAUUUGCAUCAAGCAUAGUUAAUUACUAUAUAUAUCUUCAAUCUUGCUUCGAAGAGCAGGUCUUAAUUCGCAUGUCCAAGUAAUUUCAAAUGUUAUAGUUCACCAGAAGAUCCUCUUACUGGUGGCUUGCCAUUUUCAAUAUGAAUGCCAUGUAAAAAGGACGACUGACGCUAAGGUCAUACCAGCCCCUAUUCAUUUUACCCCAUUUUCAAAAAAGCUUUCUUGUUAACUGUGUCAAAGGAUUAAAUUCAGUUCUUUUAUUUCUUAUCUUUGAAAAACUGUCCGUUUUGUACACAGCGUAUAUGCAUUUUCAUUUGCUCAUCCAAGCAAUCCGAGCCCAAGGUAAAUUUUGAUCCGAUUU
Messenger RNA from Rhopilema esculentum, 6160 nucleotides. The record is from RefSeq and is a predicted model, not a curated record. NCBI's taxonomy places the organism in Eukaryota, Metazoa, Cnidaria, Scyphozoa, Rhizostomeae, Rhizostomatidae.